UUGUUGUUUUGGUUUUGCCUCAACCAGUUUUCACUGCCAAGAGAUUUCUGUUUAUCUUCAAGCAAAAUAUUACGAAUUUAGAAACUUAGUUUAUUUUGAGUUCGGUACGGACUGAUUAUGCUUGGAAACAUUUGUCAGGCAUUGAAUGCUCACAAGCAACAUUAUUAUUAGUGCUUUUUAAGUUUGCCACUGAGCCUACUGAACUGGCAAGUACUGACUGACACUGACUGGCUGGAUAUUCCGUUGCAGAAGAAUCUUCUUUCUUUAUUAUAUGUGGCAUAAGUAUAAAAUAUAUUAUUUGCUUUGCCUUAGCCCCUUAGGGCACUUAGGCCUAGCCUACUUAAUUUAUGUAUCAGCGCAAUGGCGUUUUACAAUUAGGAAAUUAUUAUUAUUUAGACAUACGCCAUUCAUUUAAUAAUAAUAAUAUGAAUAUUAUGUCAUUUAAAUUUAAAGAAUUUAAGUUUAAGAAUUCAAUUUGAUUGCCUAGGUCUAAGUCUAAGCAGCUAUAAUAUAGCUAAUAUACUAAUUACCAAACUGUAAACUAAGAAUAGACUUACCUGAAAUUUAUGGAUGUGUGUAGAUUUAUUUUAAAAAAAAAAAAAAAGGAAAGAGUUACAGUUAAGAAAGAGCUUUGCAUAUUCAAGUUCAAGACAAUCAAGUCCAAGUCUUUCAAAGAAUUCAAUUUGAUUGCCUAGGUCUAAGACUAAGCAGCUAUAAUAUAGCUAAUAUACUAAUUACCAAAAUGUAAACUAAGAAUAGACUUACCUAAAAUUUAUGGAUGUGUGUAGAUUUAUUUUAAAAAAAAAAAAAAAAAGGAAAGAGUUACAGUUAAGAAAGAGCUUUGCAUAUUCAAGUUCAAGACAAUCAAGUCCAAGUCUUUCAAGAUUUGCGGUAUAAGUAUAGUAUAGGCCUACUUUCUCACUCACUCUAAGUCUAAACAGGCGCUGUUGGUCAAGUAGGCUACUUAGUAGCCCACUUAAAUUUAACUGACUUAAAUCUUUAUUAGUUUACAUUCAUUCUGAGCAUAGAACAAAAAAUAAUUUAUCGAUGAUCUGAUCUAUACAUUCCAUGAUAUACUAUGCAUUGUAAGUUAUAAGCGGUAUUUUUACUUAAUGAAUAUGCUAAUGUCAGUAAUGAAAUAAUGUGUGUCCUCUGCUUUCCUAAUAUUUUAGUUAACAACAGUAUUACAUUGUCAUUGAUUUAAAUUUAUUAUUUUUUUGGCUGUAUAAUUGUAAUUAAUAUUUCAUUUAUUAGGGAAAAAAAAGGUGGGGGGAUGACAUGCUGAUUGAAAGUGAUAGUCAACACUAACAUUAUUCAUUAUUAGAUCUAAGGGCCUACUUAUAAUUUAGGGCUUCCUAUAAAAGAAAAUUUUUAUGGAUGUGUGGUAUCUAUCUCUGACUGUUGCAACAUUAAAUUUUAAUAAUGUUUUUGUUUUCAGACUUAAAGUGGGAAUAGAUAUUCUCUAAUUGAUAUUUCAAUAAAAUGGGAGGUGCUGUCAGCUCAGGGCAAGACAAUGACGAGCUUAUUGACAACCUUAAAGAAGCUGAAUAUAUAAAAACUCAAGAAGUGGAACGUGUGUUUCGCAUUGUUGAUCGGGCUCACUACUAUUUAAAAGAAUGCAGAGAAAAUGCUUACAAGGAUCUGGCUUGGAAGAAUGGCACAUUACAUCUGUCUGCACCAUGCAUUUAUUCAGAAGUUAUGGAAGCUUUAGAAUUGAGAAAAGGAUUGUCUUUUCUAAAUCUAGGCAGUGGCACAGGCUAUCUUAACACUAUGGUUGGACUUAUGAUAGGCAUGUAGAAUUCAUUAUUAACUUCAUUGAUAUGCACACUGACUUGUUUAUAACUAAACCUCUGCAAUGAUCAAUCCAAUUUGAUUAGUCCUUAAAAAGUCAACAUAAAAAAAAUUAAUUUUUUGUAUAAUAGAAGAUCACUUUCAGAAAACUCAGUGGACACAGAAAAAUAUUUGUUUAAACUUAGUGGAACUCCAUUUUAGCAUGUUAUUAGUCUUAAUUUACCUGGUUUAAUUUCUUUUAAAUUACAUUUUCAUUCAAGGUCCCUUCGGUAUUAAUCAUGGAAUUGAACUUCAUUCUGAUAAUGUAAAUUUUGCUAUGGAGAGAUUGGAGAGCUUCAUUAAAAUUGCUAAAAAAUUUGAUGACCUCGAACUUUGUGAGCCUCAAUUUGUUGUUGGAAAUUGUUUGAAUCUGGCCCCUGAAAACCGCUUAUAUGACAGGGUCUAUUGUGGAGCAGCUUGUCCCCCAGAACUAAAAGACACUUUUCAGAACAUGAUCAAGGUCAAUGGAAUACUAGUGAUACCAGUGGGCGAUCAGGUUUGUGAUUUUAUUUUGAUUAUUUCUGUUUAUGAUAGUAUUCAUAAGUUUGUCUAUGAAUUCAUAAUUUCUGAAGAAAAAACAACUUUUUUAGUGGACACAUUUUUUUUCACAUUAUGUUCACUAUUUUUUUUCACAAAAUAGUGGACAUUUUUUUUAUUCAAAAGCUUUAUGAUUAAAUGGUACAUAAUCUAAAGCUGUUUUAAUUGUAAACAUUUUUCAUAUUUUUUAAUACUACUUAAACCCCCCCCCCCCCCAACCCAAAACCCUCUCCCCCCCACCCCCCGGGCGCUUGUCUGCUAAUUUUUAGAAGCAGACCUGGCAACCCUACUUUUGUUUGAAAAUUUUUGGGAACUUUCAUUAUUCACAUCCUCUUUUUAGCAGUAGUAAUUUUUAGUAACAUUAUUUUUAUUACUGAAUGGCACUUAAUUUGCUUACACUACUUACAGGUUCUUUGUUGCAUAGUGUCAUUAGAUUUACAGGGAAUGCAUAAUAUGUAACAAUCAUAAGACAAUAUUUAUGGAGUGCUCAGAAGUCUGAAGCAUGUCUGAGUAAGAUAUGUUAUAAUAGCAAAUUUUAUAGGAAUGUGGUAUCAGUUGUUUGAUUUAAAUUCCUCAAAUCAAAUGUCAGAAACCAGGUACCCCUUACCGUUACUGGUGAAAGGUAAUAUUGGGUUUAUUACAAUUUGAGUUCCCAAGAUCUCUUUUUCAAAAUUAUAAUUAUAUAUUAAAUUUUUAUACCCUUUUUUUUGAAAAAUUUAGCUGUUGAAGAUUAAAAGGAUAAGCCAAACAGAGUUUACAUCAGACAACAUUCUGCCUGUCUCAUUUGCCUCCCUUGUUCAACCAGGACCUGCCCAAAAGAAUGCAAAUCCUAUUCUUCUUGGUAAGUAAUAUUUUAAGCUACUUAGAGGCACAUAAACCAUAACAUUUUUAUUGCUGAUGACAUAAAUGUUUGAUUCUAUGUUAAAUUAAUUUUUAUCUCUUUCAAUUAUUUCUUUAUGAUACUCAACUGCAGGUUAACAAAAUGUAAUUAGAUAAAAUACUAAGUAACAAUUUAUUUCUCUUAAACUCUUCCCUUAUUCUAAAUUAAGAUACAUUGAUUCUAGUUUUUACAAUUCAUGUGUUCUCUUUUAAUGAUUCUGCAUUAUUUAACUCCAUUCAUUACUAGGCAUUGUUUCAUUAGAUUCAAUUAACUUGUUUUGUACCAGCUGCACAUUUUGGACUCUUCUUAAAUUUUUACAGCUGAAGUUUCUCCCUUGACUUUGCAGUACUUAUGUCGCAUUGUCAUUCGGGAAGCCAUUAGAAACACAUUUGACUUCCAAUUACAAGAAAUGAGUGACACAUCACAUCCCAGCAGAAAAAAAUUUAUGGGGUCAUCUACCAUUUUACAUUCUGAGAUGCGCAGAUACCCUCUCAACAUAGUGCCCACCACUGGGGGUCUCAUGAUUAUGGGAGCUUUUGACCAGAGUGAUUAUGACGACGAUGAAGAGGAACCUGUAAUGGGGGCCACCCAUGAGGAUGAGUACAUGCAUAGGCAACUGCAGCAACAUGCUGCCGAGUACAGGGCCAGAGUGCUAGCCAGAAGACAUGAUAAUGUACAUAAAACUAAACAAGUAACAAGACAUGAGGUACUUGAUGUGGAUUCUAAUCUGUCAGAAAUUGAAGAAGGUCUAGGUGUUGAAGGAACAACAGAAUCUAAUGACAUCAAUGGUAACAAAAAUGCAGCUGAAACGAGUCAAGUUGUUAAAGAAAAUGAAUUUGAAUCUUUGGAGAGGGAAGACUGGGCAAUGGCUGAUGAUAAAUUUGAUGUAGAAAAAACUGAGAUGAAAGGAAAGAUGUCUCCCAGUGUCAGUGGGAUCAAACGUCAGAAAAAUACAUCUGAUAGGGAACACUCUUGCAGGACCAAACAGUUUUCUUCUCAAAACUCCCAUGAAAUAGACCAAGCUGUCAUUAUAAGUGGGCAAGAAAGAGAUGAUCAUUUGUCAUCUGCACACCCCAGACCUUUGUUCAGCAAGCGAAGCAUAUCACUAUCUUCAGAUGAUGAAGUUUUAGUCCCCAAAUUCAAUACACAAUCUCCAGCUAUUCUGGUGACCUCAUCCACAGGGUCACCUUCACAACCACGAGCCAUUACAACAUCUUACAGUACAAGUGCUGACACCUCAGAGACAUCUGGAUUUGGAUCCCUUGGGGAUGAUGCACUUCCUGUUGGGUCCCAACAUUCGGGUGUAGGAUCAUUCAAGGAGGAUCUUGAGACAAUGUCAACAGACGUUGCACCAUCUUCCCCAGUACCAAACAUUGGCAACAAGGGAUCACCAUGGUCCACUUCAUCCAAAGGGGAAUCAAGUUUAGAUAAUGACAGAACUGCCAAUGAUGGUGAUGAUAGCACAGAUGCAGGCUGGAUGGACAUGGAUGAUGAUGAUGAUGACAGCCAAGAAAGUGAUGUCAGAAAUAUCAACAAAAAAUCACAAGGUGGUAUCUCUGAUUCUGAAGAGGAGAAAGACACCCAUGAACACUCACCAAGGGGUCCAGAUUUUUCCUCCUAUCUGAAAGAAAAAGUACACACACUGCCCAUUCCCAGCACAUUGAAAGCCUUUAUUUUGUAUUACAGAUAAUUAUGUACAAUCUUUGUUUCUUCUUGAUCACUAUUAAAAAUGAGCAGCUUAAUAAAGUUGUUGUAGAAACUUGAUGUAAUGCAGCAUCCAACAGUCAUUUGUUUUAGUUAUUAUUAAUGGAUUGAAUACAUUUUUUCAUCUCUGUCUAACCAUUAUCUUUUCUUUUAAAUAAAAUAAAUUAGACAAUGUUUGUAUUUAUGAAUAUUAAUUACUUUUAUUUUUUUUUAAAUUUAAGCUAUUGUUUUUACUCUUUAUUUCUAAGUUAAUUGACAAAUAAUUUUUUUCUACCUUUUCUUUUUUUUUUUCUUUUAAGAUGUUUGACAGCUUGCAUGGUUGGUUUAUCUCAGCAUUAUUAUAUUUGGCCAAAAAAUUUACUUGUCACUGUUAUAAUUAUGAUAACCAGUAAAUUGAAUAACAACUAAACAAAUUUUGUGUUCACCUUUAUACUUUCUCGGCUUUUUUAAUGUAUAUAUAUUUUUUCUCUUGAAUAUGUGAUUGUACAUCUUGAAAGUUAGGUCUGUGAUGGUAAAUGUAUUUUCUCAGGAAUCUCUAAAUAUUUUUUUGUGGAAAAAAGCAUUUCAAUGUUUUUUAAAAUGGAACACUAAUAAUAAUGUAAAUAUAAUAACUUUAAUUGCAAAUUGGAGAAUAUUUCUUUUAACUGAGAUGGAAUAUUCUGUUAUUAUUUGUAGAUCAAAGUUAAUACUGUUUCAAAUAUGUAUACAUAUUUUCAAUGUAAAAAUAAGUUACACCACAUCUUAAAAGUCUUUCAAAACUUAUCUUCACCAUAAAAACUGUCUAAAUGGGAAGAAAAUGUCCAUAAUUUUUUUAAUUGUUGAGCCUUACACAGAUAUUUUUACUCUAAAAUAAGGUAAAGAAAAUCUUUAUCGCAAGUAAUAUUCCUUUUACAUAAAAUACCUUUUUUUACCAGUAACUAAAUUUAAAAAAUAAACUUAUGGUUCAGUCAAAUUUAUCAAUAGACAAAUGUGUUAUGAAUGUUCCCUGUACAUACAUUUCUAAAUAGUGCCAUUGAUCAGAGGUGAUUGAUAGAAUAUUAGUUGUUUUUUAUUUUCAAAAAAAGAAUUUAAAACAAUCCUUUCAAAACAAGUUGGAAGUUUAAACAAUUUUAUUUUAUCUAUAAGAUGUAAGCUGGAGUAAUUUACAUACAGUGCAGAAGCAACAAAUGAGUAGCAUAUUAUCUUAUCAUCAAAUGGUAAUAAUUAUUAGAUUGACUUGAAAAGAAACUAGAUUUAUUUGAUUAUGAUAACUACUACAGUUUUUAAAAUUUAAAAUACUAUAGGCAAAUUCAUCUUUUUUAAUUUCCUUUUGAUUCAUUGAUUAUUUUUUGACUGACUUGGAUCUGUUAUGUCUUGAAAUAAAUUAAUAAAUUAUGGGUGAGAUUAAUUUGCCAUGAAUUAUGCAUUUAAAAAUAAAAUAUUUAGAAUGUUACAGUUCUAAGCAUGUAAUUAGAUUUAAUUACUUUCUUCCGAUUUGGGAGUAUCAUCACUAAUGCCCAUUGUGAUAAUUUCUUGCGUUGUAAAAGUGUUACUCGUUUGGAUUGCUCAGUAAAGUAGUCAUAUUUAUGGUAAUUUUAUGUACAAUUGCUUAAAUAUAAUAUUGCCAGCAAAUAGUUAUCUAUAAAUGAAAAUAAUUAGUAUAAACAGUUAUCUAAAAUUUAAAAUAUUAUUAUUAAAAGAAAAGAGGAUUUUUUUUCUUUCUCAUGCAAAUAAAAUCGCAAUGACAAAAUGCACAUAAACAUAAUUGAAUCUCCUAUGAAAUAUUAUUUUCUAGUCUUAACUCUUGUAUAUUAAUAUAAACAAAAUCUUUUUAAAAAUCAGGUCAUAGAAUUUUUACAAGCAUUUUAGUUUUAAAAAAGGCAAUAUUUUUCUUUACUUUGAAACUGAUUAUGAGUUUUUGGUCAUUAUUUUAAUAGAACUGUUAAGGUUUCUCAAGGAUAGGGUUUCAUCACUAGUGGCUGCUAAAUUCACUAUUUUUCAGUAUGAAAAGAAAGCAGUCAACCCAAUUCUUAAACAUCCCCAAUCAAUUAAAAAUAUUUCUAUAUAUUUCGUUAAAAUUACUUUUUCCCCUAGCCUGGAAUUUAUUUUUAGUACAAAUAAAUAUCAAUUAAAAUUUUGGUUGGUAGAUUCAGGCAUUAUUUUUUUCACUGCAUUUUAUGAAUCAUGGAUUACUUUGUGUUUUCUUAGAUGGUUUCAUGUACAUUAAUUGAUCAUUAAUAAAUUUGUACUUGUAAGUCAUGUUAGAAAAAUAACAUGAGUAAAAUCAAACCUUUGGUAUCUGUGGUCAAGAAAACAAGUAAGCAAUAUUUUAGGAUUGAAGUAUCAUUUGCAUUUGUUAGCAAUCAAGCAUUAUACCGAUGAUGUAAAUUUGUUUAUUCAUUGUCAUUAAUUUUUAAAAUGAUUAAUGAGUUGUAUAAUUCACUAAAACUGUCCUUUAAAUGUUUCCUUUUAUAUAGCCAGGAACUUUGAAUUGUAUCACUGAUGUCUACAGUUUUUGAAGACUUGAUCUAAAUGGAUUGUCCACAAAAAAAAACCUGUUUAAAUUUUUAAUGACUUUUUUUUUUAAUUUUCCCAUUUUGUACAUUUAAAAAGUAACAUAAUACACCAUGCUUUUUGUGUGCUUAGAAGUAUUGUAAAAAUAUAUGUCUUUGUACAUUUAAUAGUGAUUGAUUUGUUAGUAAAUUUUGUAAUCGAAGAUACUUUUUUCUUGUGCUAUAUAUAUUAGAGUUUGGUAUCACAGUAAUUUUUUAUGUUGAUUUUGACAAAUUAUUUUUUUCCUUAACUUCUGUUUUCUUUAGUCAUGAUACAUGAUACAAGUUUUAUGGGGAUUGUAAUUAAAUAGUUAUUGGAAAUGUUAUUUGUUAUUGAAGUAAGUAAGUAAAUAAGAAUGUCUCUUGAUUGCAAUAUAUUCUAUAUUUGCCACCAUACUUAAUAUAGUUUUCCCAUUUGAUACACUGCAACAAACACUACAAGUAGUUUAAGUAUCUGCACUUUGGGUCAUAUACAUUUUCAGAGCUGGUAAAUGAAGAUUGCUCUGCUAAGAAAAGACCAUUAUUUUGAUAACUAUGUAAAUACAUUUUUUUUUUUUGUGUGACAUAGUUAUCCAUCCAAAGAAUUAAAUAUUUUGGGUGAAGUAAAUCAUUGAAUGCCAUCAAUUUCAAAAAUAAAAUAAUAUAGAUGAUU
Molecule: messenger RNA, 8134 nt
Organism: Lymnaea stagnalis (great pond snail)
Lineage: Eukaryota; Metazoa; Mollusca; Gastropoda; Lymnaeidae
Source: the annotation of a GenBank genome assembly